AUGUUAACACAGAGCGGGGUCAGUGGAGGGGGGCAUCUGUCCGUCAGACUGGUGGGGUAUGUCAAUCCGGGAGGGAAUGGGGAGAACGGCAAUCCCUGUGACGGACGCUAUUUUUUCACGGGUUCUCCAUGCGACCAUCGCUUCAUCAUCUGUGUGGAUAAGGAAAAUGGGGGGAAUUCGAUGGAUAAAUGUCAUUUCGGACGAGUGGAAACACCCUCAAUUCCAGACCAAGACACUGUAUUGUUUCCAAACAACAUCCGUGGAUUGGAGAAUCCAAUUUUGUUCAACGUCACAUCAUGGCCUGACUCUGGAAAAUUUAUAUUAAAAGUAGAUGUUUGGGACGACGACUCCCGCUCUAAGGAUGAGCACGUGGAGUACCUGUACAAAUACUUUGUCAUCAAGCCCAGCGGCAGCCGAUACAACCACACGGCCAAACAGUUCAUGCUGCAUCGCAGAACCAGACUGACACUGGAGCUGGCCGUCUUCUGUGACCAGUUCUAUUUUGGGCCGUCAUGUGACAUCUACUGCCAGCCCAGGAACGAUUCUCUCGGACACUACACGUGUAACAACGCGGGAAGGAAACAGUGUCUAAAGGGUUGGAGAGGCCAGCGUUGUCGCCAAAUGGAUUACUGCGCAGACUCGCCGUGCCAGAACAAUGGUACAUGUCUACAGAGGAAGGACUCGUACAACUGUAGCUGUCCGCACGGCUUUGUGGGAGUGAACUGUGACAUAGAGCUGUGUAAAGAUAAUUACUGCAGACACGAUGGCGACUGUUACAUUGUUGGUGACACUCACGUUUGUGUGUGUGUCCCCGGAUGGACGGGCAACAGGUGUCAGGAUCGCCUUCUCAGUUGUGAUGACGUCACAUGUUCCAACAACGGCACAUGCACAGUAUCCGAAAAUCAAUAUAAUUGCCGAUGCACGGACGGGUGGCAAGGAGAUGGCUGUUUAUUUGACGUAGAUGAGUGUAAGCAUAGCCCAUGUCAGGGACAAUCCGAAUGUAUUAACACUAAAGGGAGUUACAGGUGUCAAUGUUUUCCUGGGUGGACUGGUAUAAACUGCACCGAAAUGGAUAAUCCGUGUCUGCAUGGGGAGUGUGCAAGUCCACAAUGCUUACCCAGCGGCGGGAAAUAUCACCCCCAGUGCUUAGAAAGUUGGUCCGGGGUCACUUGUCUUGCAAAUACCCAGAUUGGUUGUCAGAACAACGCAACUUGUGGUAACAAUCAUGGCAAGGGAACUUCUUGUGUCUGCGAUAAGGAGUCUGGCUCGGAGUUACGGGAAGGAAAUGAGAUGACGUCAUGUUUGAGUAACUGCAGCAGUAACGUACAAUGUGAAGUUACUUCUGACGGAGAGUGGUCUUGUACUUGUGGCCAACAGCUUUGUAUCUUGCCUUUUCCAGAGUUUUGCUGCUCUGUAGAAAAUGAUACUAAUGUUUCUUUGGCAUUAACUCCUCUAAAUAGUUUCAACGAAAGUUAUUUCGAUCAAGAUCAUUUUAUGUCUCCUUGCUCCGACUUCAACAUGACGUUUUUUACUACAUCGCUAAAACGUACCAACGAAUCUCAGACCCAGUAUCUCAAGCAAGAUAUUUUGGUCAAUGUAACUUUCGACAAUGAGACGACUUGCACGAUGUGGCGGCAGUGGGCUGUGACGUACUGCCUGCACCCCCUGAUUGAGGACGACCAGUCGUACGAGUAUGACGAUGAUGACACAGACCCCGCCCUCACUGAUCCAAGUCUCCUAAUGGACAGCAACUAUGAAUCCAUAAACUGGUACCCGCUGACUGGUCUAUUAGCAGUUCCGGUCUUCGUUGGUAUCGUCUGUUUUGUUGUUUUGCGCAGAAGAUUGGCGAGACAAGACGCGGGCGAAGAAGAGGAUGACGAAGAAGCUUUGGGAAAUGUUCCCGCAACAUUUCAUAACAUCUUGCCCAUCAAUGACAUUGAAAAGAAGCAGGCUUCUUAUUCAGUGGUUGAAUGUAAUGGAGAGAAAAGAGAGGUGACAGUUAAAGAAAGAUUGGGAGUAAACCCAAACACAAAGACUUUCUUUUUUGACCAUGUAUUUCCACCAGCAUCAAAGCAGAUUGAUCUGUACAAGAAAGUUGUCACGCCGAUUAUUGACGAGGUGCUUCUGGGAUACAACUGUACAAUUUUUGCAUAUGGCCAAACAGGGACUGGCAAAACCUUCACGAUGGAGGGUGGGCGGGUGGACAGCCAUGAGGUGUCCUGGGAGAAGGACCCACUGGCUGGCAUCAUUCCAAGGGCCAUGUUCAACAUAUUUGAACAGCUUUCUAAGUCACAGGAGAUCGAGUUUUCAGUAAGAGUGUCAUUUCUUGAGCUGUAUAAUGAAGAGCUCUUUGAUUUGUUGGGGUCCUCAGAAGAUGCACUCCGCCUCAAAAUCUACGAGGACAGUGCCAAAAAGGGGUCAGUGAUUAUACAAGGUCUGGAAGAGGUGGUCGUCCGGAACAAGUCAGAGGUGUUCCAGAUCCUGGAGCGGGGCUCUGCGCGGCGACAGACAGCCGCCACACUGAUGAAUGCCACCUCUAGUCGAUCCCACACUGUGUUUUCUGUCACCAUACACAUUAAGGAGAACACCAUUGAUGGCGAGGAACUUCUGAAGACAGGAAAACUCUAUCUGGUUGAUUUAGCAGGAAGUGAAAACAUUGGACGUUCGGGUGCUGUGGACAAGCGAGCACGAGAGGCGGGUAACAUUAACCAGAGUCUGCUGACCCUGGGGCGCGUCAUCACUGCACUGGUGGAGCACGCCCCCCACAUCCCAUACAGAGAGAGUAAGCUCACUCGUCUCCUACAAGACUCCCUGGGAGGAAGAACGAAGACCUCCAUCAUUGCCACCAUCUCGCCUGCUUCCUGCAAUCUAGAGGAAACAUUAAGUACUUUGGAUUAUGCUUUUCGAGCCAAGAAUAUUCAGAAUCAGCCUGAAGUGAACCAGAAACUGACAAAGAAGGCGUUACUAAGGACGUAUAAUGAAGAAAUCGAAAGACUUAGACGAGAUCUCCAAGCAGCUAGGGAGAAAAAUGGCAUCUUUUUAGCAGAAGAAAACUACAUUGCUAUGCAGACAAAAAUUCGCCAACAGGAAGAUUCCAUUCAUGAGAUGGAAGAACAACUUGACGCCCUCACAAAGGAGAAAGAGAAGAUUAACAACUUGUUUGAGACCACGCAGAGAGAGCUGGAAGAGACCAGCCAGAGGCUGACUAAGACGGCCAAUCACCUGGUGCGUACAACAGGUGCCCUCGAGGAGACGGCCCAGACCCUGGAAACGACCGUCAAGGAGAGGGAGGAGCAGAAAUACUUGGUCAAACAGCACCUCAACUCGGAGAACUGUCUGUAUGGGGAGGCCACAGAGUUGAUGUCCACGGUCCAGUCGACCCUGACUGACGUCCAUGGCCUGCAUGACAAACUGGACAGGAAGCGAUCGGUGGAGAGACACAAUGAGCAGUGUCAGACCGAGUUCCAAGGGGCCUUCAACAGGGAAAUCAACAGCAUAGAGACUCAGCUACAGGCUUUCCUACAGACUCAAAGUGACUUCCACACUGACCGCACACAGAAAAUAGCUUGCAUGUUGGAAAAAGGUAGAUCUGAAACAACUACAUUGGGAGACCUGGUCAACGGCUUGCAGGACAAGCUAAAGGAGCAUGUGACCUCUCUACACCAACACACAGACAGACAGACAACGUCCAGACUGACUUGGAUGGAGAAGACAUUGGAGCAUUCCCAGAAUACACAGGUAUUAGAGGAGUCCCGGAACCAACAAUUCUAUCAGGAAACUUUCUUGACUCUUGUGAAAAGUGCUCAAGAGAAACUGGAAGCUUCCACUCAUACUCUCCAAGAGGAAUUGGAGAAAUUUCAGCAACAAAAAAAAGAGUUUGAGCAGACAACACAAAGUUGGACUAGUUCUAUCUCUGAACACUUGGCCAAGGUCAAGAACAUGGUUGGUGAGUUUUCGACUGAGAUGAGCCAGAAACUGAGCAAUCUGGAGCAAUCUCAUAGUGAGAUGAAUGAGCUCGAUGAAGAACUGGAGAAGAUUCUUAUUAAGAAGAGACGACUUCUGAGUCAGUCCCAGACAACCACCAAAGAAUCUCGAGGUCAAUUGAACAAGUUCUCGGAGGAGGUUGGCAUGGAAAUUGACACAUUGGACAGUAGUUGCCACGAAAGUGGAAAGGCAACCAUUAAGAAUUUCCAGGAAACUUUUAUUUCCCAUGGAGAGGAAGUCUCACAGGUUUCUACUGAGUUAGACUCCUGCCGAAAUACUUGUGGACAGAUGUCUGAGAGAGUCAUUGAAAAUAUAGAGCAAGGCAACAAGGUACAUAAGGACUAUGUUUCCCAGCUGUGUGAGAGGGUUGAUGUGGGGAAAUCUGAGACAGUUUCAGCAAAGGACAGCCAUCAGAGAAUAGUGGAGGAGCUGAAUGCCGAUUGUGCUGGAAGCUUAGAGAAUGUCACAAAGAGUAAGUGUGCUGUAACAGAGCUGGUGGAAUCCUACUCAACUGAUUUAACCAAUCAGAGUGCUCAGAGUCAAGAUCAUGUGAUUCAAUGGUCCAAUCAGCUACAGACAGAGUUGGGAAAUAGAGUAGAGGAUGUGCAUGCCUUCCUUCAAGAGAAAAUGAAGAAAGAUAUACCAACAGGUGCUACCCCACAAAGACGGGAAGUACUGUACCCUCAAAGUCUGACAAGAACUGGGGCCCAUGAAGAGCUACUGGAGGACUUUGGAUUUCAGCCCCCACCUAUAAAGGCCAACCUGAUGAGGAGCUUGGAGCUGGCCGCUCAAGAGGAGGAGAGUGAGGGAGGGGUCAGUGAUCAGAUGGAUCAUCAGACCCAGGCUAUUCAGAAGGAGAUUCCAGAUGAUGUGAGUGAGGCAGGAAGUGACAUGUCGUGUUCCUCGGCGACCUCAGGGGUGUCUGUCUUCAGCUACUCCAGCAAGACAUCAGAAACCAAAGAGAAUGCUUUGAAAAAGUCAAGAAAAGUCAAGAUUAACAGUACCAACAUCACUCCGCGCAACAAGACGCGACUUCCACUGCGCUCCAGUAACAACGAUUCCUAGGAAUCAGUUCAUUGGACUCACGGCUCAUUUCAGUGGUCGCUCUACAGAAACAGUCUAGAAUUCUAAUCAACAGGGAAAAGAUGACUACCAUUGAAUGUUAAGAUCUUUGGUUUGGACAAUUUAGUUUGUAGUUAUGUUAAGACUGCUUGUGCAAUACUGCUAUUUUACAAUAUGCAUUUACUAUCCAGUAAUUUUAAAAAUGAUGCUGACAAAUAGGCCAUGUAAGCUAGGAAAAUAAAUUGUAUAUUAAAAAAAACAGCACAACUUGAAGACCACUGUUCUCUUGCGGUCCUACAUGUAUCUCUAUGCUGUACUCUGUCAAGUUUUCACUCUUGCUUUCCUCUCUUUUAACUCCAAACUUUUAUUUGUAAAUGUUUGUGUUGCAUUUUAUGAAUUUACAAACCUGUGUAAUCAUGUGUAUACUGUAUCAUGAGGAAGUCCCCAUGCAGAGUGAAAUAAAUUAUCCCAAACAUA
Molecule: messenger RNA, 5523 nt
Organism: Magallana angulata
Lineage: Eukaryota; Metazoa; Mollusca; Bivalvia; Ostreida; Ostreidae
Product: kinesin-like protein KIF11-B
Exons: 30
Coding region: 1-5049 (1682 amino acids)
Biological process (GO): cell communication; mitotic spindle assembly; microtubule-based movement
Cellular component (GO): membrane; spindle microtubule; nucleus
Molecular function (GO): ATP binding; plus-end-directed microtubule motor activity; calcium ion binding
Source: RefSeq, a predicted model, not a curated record